Coniophora puteana RWD-64-598 SS2 is the source of this 2149-nucleotide messenger RNA. RefSeq lists its product as uncharacterized. The record is from RefSeq and is a predicted model, not a curated record. NCBI's taxonomy places the organism in Eukaryota, Fungi, Basidiomycota, Agaricomycetes, Boletales, Coniophoraceae. Bases 62 to 2050 code for a protein of 662 amino acids. The transcript has 12 exons.
GUGCAUUUGAAAGCAACCAUCCUCGUUUUUGUGCGCAAACCACCUGCGUCUCUCCCUUUCCAUGCCUUUCCGUCCUCUGCCUCAGCCACCUGAUUAUAACUCUGGACCGUCUGAUUUCCUAGAGCUGCAAGAUGUCUCAACGUACGCACCAGAGCGGCAUACUUACGUACAGCGCUUCAGUUCAUGGAGUAACAGUGAGGAGACGCAGUGCUUGGACGAUAGUAAGAGCAUGGUGACAGACAGUGAAGAUGAAAGCACACCUGUCGCCCUUCCGUUCCUCCCUUCUUCCAGCACAACACUACAAACCCCGAGUACGACACUUGGUUUCUCAGCUCGACACAUCCAUCAGUUAUCCCAUGUGCUCCAUGGCCUCCUUGUCAUCCUACAUCUCAUUCUCCUGGGCGUGUAUUCCCAUCAUCUCGAGCAUCGUACGGUGUUAGCAUACACCCAGCAAAGCCAGGUUUGGACAACGGUGCUGAGUGCAUCUCUGCAAGCAUUUUACGUCAUAUAUGCGUCGCUCCUUGUCGUAUUCACCCAAAAACUCGGUCUACUCCAUAACCUUCAGCGACGACAAAGCCUUACCACCAUGGCAGACGUGUCGGACGCCUGGGCAGGUCUAGGUUCGGCAUUUCUUGGGCUCUGGCACCAGACAAAACUGCCAGUAUCUGUCGGAAGCACCAUAGCUGUGACGUUAUACCUUCUAUGCGUGUUGGUGCUGCACAUUGCAUCAUCAACUAUCAUGCAGCUCGAAACGUUCAAUGGAACUGUGAAUGCGUCCGUGCCUACUAGGCUGCACCUCCCAUCAAACUUCUUCGCUGUUGCCCAGGGCACCGGGUACACGCCGUGGCCGGUCGUUGACCAGUACCUAUUUGCGAAUGACACUAUUGGCGCAUACGCGUCUCAGCCAGGGUUGUCCGGGUCGACGUUGUACGAUGUCUUGCCGUCAAGAACGAACGCAUACACAGGGAGGACGCUCGUCAAUUCGACUACAAUAAACGCGACGUGUGGACUGAUGGAAACCGUAUCAGAUUACGUUUUCCCUGGAUUCACCCCUUUUUUUGACCAAAUCCAGGUACGCGGGCAAACAUAUGAUGUGUCCCCAGGGAAGGUCAUGUACUGGCUCACUACGACCCUAGAAGACGCCGACUCAAUCCAAAAAUUCAACAGCCCUAUCAACUACACGACUAAGUGCUCCGGCGCCGACGGCUCAAUUCAGCAAAACUAUACAACAGCAGUUGUACCUCUGUACCUUGCCGGUUGCUACGUUACCAUGCAGAACAACACUGCUGCCUUGGACGCGUCUACGAACGAACUCCUUGAAGUGCCUUCAAUGCAGCUUAGCUCGCCGAAGGCGUGGGAUGCCUUUCCAUUCAGCGUUGAUGGCGCGACCAGCUUGCCAACCCUCUUAAGACUGGAUGACGCACCAGAGUCGCAGUGGUCCUUCACGAGCGCAAAUAACACUGAUCAGCUGACUUUACUGGACGUACACCUAACUCUAGGGUUGGGCACUGACCUUGUAAACCAAACAUGGGCGCAGUUUUUAGCAAGCCCCCCUCCAUGCAGUGAGAUGAAACUCAACGCGAGCAUAUCGCUUGGCGCUGAGGAGUUUGAGACGAUGAUCGCCAAUAUGGUCGCGAGUAUGAUGUGGAUAGCUACCACCCAGAUGUCUGACACGUUCGGAUUCGAGAUUGAUUCUGGUAAGGCCUGGGUUGAGCAGAGCGUGCUUCAGAUGAGAUUAAACAUCAACGCUGUGCCCCUCGUGUUUGCGUUCAUCGCAUCCGUCCUUAUGCUUGCCCUUGAAAUCCACAUCGCGGGCUUCAAGCUCGCCGAGGAUUCGCACAUCAAUCGGAUAGGCAUCCUCGAAGGUAUCUGGCUAGCAGCGCGCCAUCCGACGAUGCGUAGCUGGGCCCGAAACGUCCAGAUGCCUACGGUUGACGGGCUGAGGGCGGCGGGGCUUCAUGAAGUAUGUUUGGCGGAGGAGCUCAAGAUUCUUGAGGCGGACGGUGACAUCGGAUUGGGUGGGCUUGGCAGGGAUGGAGGGCCGGAAUAAGGGUUAGUGUAGAAGGCCAUAUAUGUACGGGUACCUUGUUUCAAUCCAACACGCAGCUACUAGCUUCGAGCGUUAAAGUCAUCUCGUUGACUUCUUUCC